Molecule: messenger RNA, 1158 nt
Organism: Cydia amplana
Lineage: Eukaryota; Metazoa; Arthropoda; Insecta; Lepidoptera; Tortricidae
Gene: Hibch
Product: 3-hydroxyisobutyryl-CoA hydrolase, mitochondrial
Exons: 5
Coding region: 55-1158 (367 amino acids)
Biological process (GO): L-valine catabolic process
Cellular component (GO): mitochondrion
Molecular function (GO): 3-hydroxyisobutyryl-CoA hydrolase activity
Source: RefSeq, a predicted model, not a curated record
GUCAUUUCCAUGCCGAUUUGCCGAAUCUACUGUGCAGCAAUAUAAUAUUCAAAGAUGUUUAAAUUAAGAAUCAAACUAUCAAACGCCCUAGCUCUCAAGCGCAUGAUGUCAACACAAGAAUCAGAUGUACUAUUCGAAACACUGAACAAUGCAGGCGUCAUAACACUAAACCGACCCAAAGCUCUAAACUCCUUAAACACUUCCAUGGUGACGAAACUAUUACCGCAACUUCAAGAAUGGGAGAACACGAAAACCUGUGUCAUAGUCAAAGGAGCGGGGGAUAAAGCUUUCUGCGCAGGCGGUGAUGUUAAAGUAGCUAUAGACAAAGUGGAAGGACCGAUCUUCUUCCAUACAGAAUAUAACGUAAACUACUUAAUCGGGAAAUAUAAGAUUCCAUACAUAGCGAUUAUUAACGGUAUCACCAUGGGAGGGGGUCUAGGGUUAUCGGUGCAUGGACGGUACAGGGUGGCAACGGAGAAGACACUCAUAGCUAUGCCGGAGACGAAGAUUGGGCUGUUCCCGGACGUUGGAGGAUCGUAUUUCCUGCCGAGGUUGCAGGUUAAUUUAGGAUUGUAUUUGGGAUUAACAGGCGACAGACUGAAAGGCAAAGAUGUAGUGAAAGCCGGCAUAGCCACCCACUUUGUCCCGUCCUCCCGUCUCUACGAGCUAGAAACACUCCUUUCCCGCUGCACCAGCGAGAACGAGAUACAAGCUUUACUAACCAAGUUCCAUGAGCCGGCUGAACAAUUUUCUCUAGCCGACAAUAUUAAACAUAUAAAUUAUUGCUUCGCUGCUGGGAGUGUGGAGGAAAUUAUUGAGAGGCUGCAGAAAGUUAAUAAUGACUGGUCUAAUAAAACGUUGAAGACGCUUCACUCCGUAUGCCCCGGCUCCCUGAAAAUCACACUGCGUGCGCUGCAGCGCGGCGCCCAGCUCGAGCUGGCGCAAUGCCUCAAGAUGGAGUACCGAGUGGCCUGUCGUAGCACUGAGAACCACGACUUUCCCGAAGGUGUCCGCGCCCUCCUGAUCGACAAGGACAACAGCCCCAAGUGGCAGCCCGCGACCCUGGCGGAAGUUACCGACGACUACGUAGAAGAGUUCUUCAAGAAACUGCCGGAAGACAGGGAACUCAAGUUCUUCGACUUCGAAUCUAAACUGUAA